AAAAAAAUUGUUAAAAUACAUAUUUUUAAACAAAGUGAAUAAAUAUGAUAAAAAUCAGUAAACAUUCUGUUAGUAGUGUUCAAAAGUUGGUUUAAUACAAAGUGUGUUGAAUAAUCUUGCCAAAAUCAAAUGGACUCUUCAAACAACAACAGCUAUGAAACAAAUUUCGGCUUAGAAGUAUUUACAAAUCUGCAAACAUCGGAAACUGCUGCUGAAGGCAAUAUCUGCAUAUCACCUUUUUUGCUGGAGGCUCUUCUCUCCCUAGUUUAUUUAGGAUCUGAUGGAAAAACCGCAGAAGAAUUAAAGGCUAAACUACAACUCCAUCGUUUUCAUAAUGGCAAAAUGGCCAAUUAUUUUGCCGGCAUUUAGCCAUAGUAACACAAGACUCAAUAGACACCAAUUGGAAAUAUGUUCCAGAUUCUUAUCAAUGACAGUUAUGAAGUGGAUGCACAAUUUAAGAACAUUGGAAAUUACUUUUUAACUUUAACCGAUUUAGUUAAAUUUGAAAAUCGGGAAGAAGUGUUAAGUUAUAAGAACUGCAGUGGAGAAAUGUUUAAAAAGAGUGUAGCAGAUAUAAGUUUAAAAGAUAAUGCCUUGGCUUUGUUGUUGUUGGCGGCAAAUUUCAAAAUAAAUGGUUUACCGUUUAGUGCUUAUCGCUCGGGUUUAUAUGAUUUCCAUAUAGCAGCAGAUUGUAUCAAAUCUAUACCCAUGAUGUUGGACAAUGAAAUGAUGUGCAAGUUUGUAGAACUUAAAGAAUUGGAUGCCCGAGUAGUGGAAUUGCCGUAUGAACACGAUGAUGAACUGUCGAUGUUAUUGAUUUUGCCCAAUAAACGUGAUGGUUUGAAGGAAUUGGUUGAAAUAAAUGAUUUAAAUUUUCAAAUGUUAACCGAACAAAUGCAAAUGGAAAGUGUACAAUUGUUGUUGCCCAAAUUCAAAAUUGAUUUCGAAUGCAGUUUAAGGCGGGUGAUGGAACAGGUAAGUGGACAAAGUCCCAAUUUUAAAAAUCUAUUAGCGGCCAAUACUAGCUCUACUGCUUUACCCUUUAGCGAUAUUUGGCAUAAGGCUAGUAUAGAGGUCAAUGAAUCGGGUUCGGAAGCCGCCAAAGUUGAAGCCCUCUAAACCAUUGUUAUAAGCAAUUCCAUAGACACACGACAAAAUUCUUUCGGGCCGAUCACCCUUCUUUUUUGUGCUAUACGCAAUAGAGAGGCCACAUUUUUCGUGGGACAUGUCAAGCAAUUUUAAAAACCCUUUUAAGGGUUAAGUUCAAUGUUGAACCCUUUUAAGGUACUUUUAGUUUUAAGUGACAAAACAAACCGGUGCUUCCCAUUUUCCCGCUUUUAAUUUGUUGUAAUAUUUAUUAUUUUGUUUUAAUUUAUCACCCUCUUACUGUUAAUAAUUUAUUAUAAUUAAUUGUUACAAAAAAGUUAAUAAAAACUGCAUUUUAAACUGGAUUUUUAUAAUGAAAAUGUGGAAAUUUGUAUUCUUUAAUAAUAAAAUUUAAGGUAACACAGUGCCAUUGACACUGUAUUAUCAUUUUACUUGCGUAUAUUUUAAUGAAUAUUAACGUCUACAGAACUA
Messenger RNA from Lucilia sericata (common green bottle fly), 1578 nucleotides. Its product is annotated as serine protease inhibitor 42Dd. NCBI's taxonomy places the organism in Eukaryota, Metazoa, Arthropoda, Insecta, Diptera, Calliphoridae. Gene Ontology annotation, molecular function: serine-type endopeptidase inhibitor activity. The record is from RefSeq and is a predicted model, not a curated record.